Chaetomium globosum CBS 148.51 is the source of this 2073-nucleotide messenger RNA. RefSeq lists its product as uncharacterized. The transcript is spliced from 3 exons. NCBI's taxonomy places the organism in Eukaryota, Fungi, Ascomycota, Sordariomycetes, Sordariales, Chaetomiaceae. Gene Ontology annotation, cellular component: endoplasmic reticulum; Golgi apparatus. The record is from RefSeq and is a predicted model, not a curated record. The coding region runs from base 1 to 2073 and encodes 690 amino acids.
AUGUCCCCAGACCCGGAACCGCAAGAUGGUGCGAAGACGGGCUCCGACGACGCCGGCGACGAGGAGCAAAGGGAAAAUGGAAGCAGGGCCAACGACGCACAACUACAGCACCAACAGGAAAUUCACGAAUAUGUCGAGCGCAUAGAUGCCCUGGAAGCCAAGCUUCAGUUUCUUGCGAAGGAAGCUACAGACGUAGCAAGGAAGGCGGUAUUGGCCGCGCCCGCGGGGAGUGCUGAAAAGAAGCUGGCCGAAAAGGAUCAGCAGAUUGUACAGCUGAUGGAAGAAGGCAAGAAUUUGGCGAGCACCGACCACAAGCACCGUGCCCUUGUGAAGAAGCUGCGGACAGACGCGGCCAAGAACGAGAAGGAGCUGGAGGCCGCCAGGAUAGCCAGGACCAAAUCCGACAAGGAAAUCGAGGACCUGCAAAGCCGAGUACGUCGCACCCAGGAGCUAGAGAAGGCACACGAGGAUUUGCACAGGCGACUUGACCAGACACAAAAGGAGGUUAGCACACUGCGACCAGAAAUCCGUUCCAAGGACAGCACCAUCGCCGAGCUCCGUUCCCGGCUUCAAAAAGCCAACGAGCAGGCGGAUGCCAUGAAUACCAAGGCGAACGAACAAGCCCGGGAACUAGACAAGCGGCGGAUAGCAGACCUGGAGGAGGAAGUCGCGGCGCUUAAAGUUGAGAAAACCCUCGUCGCCGACCGCGGCAAGGCGCAAGCUACCGAGUUGCGCGAGAAAGCCGAGAGGGCUAGUGAGCGGGCGCGGGUGUUGGAACUCGAACUCAAGGCUGAGAUGCAGGUGAUGGAGGGCAAGCUCGAGGCCAUGCGCACGCGGGCCGAAGAGGCGUCGUCAGGUGUCGCCGGGGACUCGCAAGCCAAGUUGCUUCGGCAGGUCGAGACGCUACAGACACAGUACUCGAUCGCGAGCGAGAACUGGCAGGGCAUUGAGACAACACUGCUGGCACGGAUUACGGGGCUGGAGAAAGAGCGGGAUGAGGCGCUGCAGAGGGAGUCAGAGAUGCGGAGGAAAGCGCGGGAAGCAGCUGUUCGCGUAAGGCGCCAGGAAGAGGAACUGGACGAGGCUAAGACCAAGAUUCCCACCAUCCAGGAAGACGUCAAAUCCUACCAAAGCCAGCUCGACUCACUCAAGAAACGGGCCGAAGAAGCCGAGUCGGCACUCGCCAACACGAGAGCCGAGUUUGAAAAGCAAAAACAGGCUUGGGAAGCCGAAAAAGAAGAACGCCAGCUGCGCGACGUCCCGGAACGCCCUCGGUCCUGGCUCGAGGGCCUCCCGGGCGGCUCGUUCCUCAAGCCCGACAGCCGACCGGCCUCACCACAACUAACCAACCCCCAGCGGACCUUCAGCACCGACUUCCUCGGCAUCACGACGCUCGCCAGCAAGGGCCGCAAGACCCCGGGCACCAGCGAUGCCGGCGGCGGCGGUGGCGCCCUCGCCGAGCCGCGCAUGUCCUUCUCCCGCCGCCCUUCGGCCCAGCACCCGCCCAGCCGGCCCACCAUCAAUUCCAACCCCAGCGGCGGCGGCAGCGGCAGCAACGGCGUCUUCAGCCCGCUCGGCGUGUUCAGCCCGACCUCGGAAGCCCCGGCCCCCUCCAUCACCGCCCACCACCAACACCCACUCGACAUGAUGGAAGUGCAGCGAGGCGAGGACGCCUUCGAGGGCGGCGCGUCCACCAGCCGCGCCAGCCGCGGCCGCCAUCUCCACGGCCAUCACGGGCACAACGGCGAGCGGUCGGCGUCGCCGCAGCAGGUGCUGCAGGACAUGGUGUCGGUGUCGACGGUGGCCGCCGGCCCGUCGGUGCAGCUGGUGGAGCGCAUGAGCGCGGCGAUCCGGCGGCUGGAGAGCGAGAAGGUGGCGGCGCGCGAGGAGCUGGCGCGCAUCUCGCGGCAGCGGGACGACGCGCGGGCUGAGCUGGUCGCGCUGAUGCGCGAGGCGGAGGGGGGGCGGGCGGCGGGGAAGAGGGUCGAGGUGUUGGAGGGGGAGGUGGCGGUGAUGAAGGAGCGAGAUUUCAAGGCUAUGUAUCGGGAUCUGGUGGAGAGGACUAUCAAAUGA